This is a messenger RNA of Myxocyprinus asiaticus (Chinese sucker), 1095 nucleotides long. RefSeq names its product protein ccsmst1 (gene uqcc4). The record is from RefSeq and is a predicted model, not a curated record. The transcript has 2 exons. The coding region runs from base 54 to 482 and encodes 142 amino acids. Lineage: Eukaryota; Metazoa; Chordata; Actinopteri; Cypriniformes; Catostomidae.
GGAAUUUAAAGUCGCACUCGUUACAUCACGCUUUGAUGUAAAGAAACUUCAAGAUGUCAACUGCAGGACAACGAGCCUGCUCUAAUUUAUCUCGAUUUUCUUUAUAUCACCAUAUUUUCACCAACACAAGACAGGGCACUUUAAGACCUUGUGCCACAAGGACGUUGUCCAUGACAUCACAGCUUUACGCAAAGUCCAGAAAACCUCCUGAUGACAAUGAUGAAGAAAUUUCCAAACCCAUCAAGUUCUCCACCAGCAAAGCCAGCCACCGAACCUGGAAUGUGGACCGCUCGCUGGGCAGCACUUACCAGCGGCCCUGGUGGAAAGUUUUACCCAUCAGCGUAUUUGGAUUGGGCUUCCUCCUCUGGUGCAUCUUCAGGGAAGAGUCAGAGAUAGACGAGUCUCUGGAGAAACAUCUGUAUGAACAUUUACCAGAACUGUUGUCAGAUGAAGAGGAAGAAAGUGUCAAAAGCAAACCAUGACAGGGGUUUAAAAGGGACAUUUUGUAUAUGUUGUUUAUUUAUUGUUCAGUGAUGCCUUAAGUAAAAUGUUGCAACUGAGUUGGAGUUAAGUUAUUCAAUUAACCAUCCGGACUCUCAAGAGCAGAUAGAAUUCCAGAUCAAGUUGAAGACUUGAACUGCACAUGAUUGUCAAUUAAAUAAAUCCUGAUUCAGACCACGCUCAAAAUACAGUAUAUUAGCCUAUUUUCAAGGUUUACACAUUUCAAUUUCAUAAGAAAUUCCCAUCAGAAUGGUGUAUUUUUCAUAUAUAAAUUAAAAUAUAUAUUUGGUUAGAGGACUCAAUUUGAUGGAAAUGUAAUUGGCAUGCAAAAAUUAAAAAAUGUAUAUAUUUUGAGUGAAAGAUGGAGACCAAUGGUUUACUUUGGAAGUGUAAGCAUGGUCUGACUGCUUUGAUAACUAAAAAUAAUAUGGUGGAACUGGUCAAAUGACAUUGUGAGCAUGCAACAGUGAAAACCUGUACUUGACACUUUGUGAAACGAGCAAAACAUGUGUAAAUCAGUGAAAUAAUUGUAAAUGGUCCCAUUCAAUUAGGGCAAUUUGCAUUCACAAAUAUAUGCAGUUUUUAUAAGGACCA